Molecule: messenger RNA, 1610 nt
Organism: Larimichthys crocea (large yellow croaker)
Lineage: Eukaryota; Metazoa; Chordata; Actinopteri; Sciaenidae
Gene: il20rb
Product: cytokine receptor family member B16
Exons: 7
Coding region: 313-1209 (298 amino acids)
Biological process (GO): cytokine-mediated signaling pathway
Cellular component (GO): plasma membrane
Molecular function (GO): interleukin-20 binding; cytokine receptor activity
Source: RefSeq, a predicted model, not a curated record
CUGAUGCCCCGAGGGAACUCGCAACAAGUCAGACCGGCUCUGCAACCCAGAAUCCAGCUGCAGCGGCUCCAGCUUUCCUCUGCAGAUCCAGACCAGCUCGCAGUGACGCUCAUAUGCCUUCUGCUCUUCAGACGUCCAACAGCUCCUUCUCCUUCAUCAGACUCAGGACGAUGUGGAUCUGAAGCUGGAAGAUGUCAUCGUAUCAGAAGAUCCAAGGCUUCCUUCCACUCCUUGCAUGAGCUGACAGAUGGAGUACCCAAGUUUUUUUUGAGUACUCUGGAUUUUAGGUGAAAUGACCUUUUCGCUCCGGAGAUGAACUCUCUGGUCAUGAGACUGAGACACACUGCGCAUCUGCUGCUCGUAGGGAUGAUGACAAACUAUGUGUGGAUGCUGCCAGCUCCCAGCAGAGUUUCCAUGGAGUCCGUUGGCAUGAGACACGUCCUGAAGUGGUGCCCCCUGCAGGCGUCCUGCGACGCUGCAGUCCUGUACUCUGUUCAGUUCCAGGGGGAGUUCGAGCUGUCGGUCCUGAACGGCAGCUGGGUCGACGCUCCUGAGUGUCAGCAGACUCCUCACGCUCACUGUGACCUGACCUUUGACCUGGGCUCCGACUCCGACUACAACCUGCGCGUCAGAGCGCAGUGCGAGUCUCAGAGGUCGGCCUGGACCGAACUCAGCGCACCGUUCAACCGCAGAGACACGGUCCUGAUGGCGCCCGAGAUGGCGGUGACGGCGGUGGGCGACACCCUUCACGUGACGUUCGACGAGCUUCCUCUCACUGCUGUCGUCAUGGUGACGGUGUGGAAGACAGGCGAAGAUCUGCAGGCCGCCGUGUACCCGAUGCCAGCUGAGCAGAAGCUGUUCCACCUGGACGCCCUGCAGGAGGGAGCGGUGUACUGCGUCACGGCUCAGACCGUCAUGGGCUCCAACCUGCACAGCAGCAGCACUGACACCCAGUGUGUGCCCAUCACAGGUCCAGACGCUGCGUGGAAGAAGCCGACCACCGUGACUGUGACUGUGAUCUUCGUGGCAGCUCUCCUGUUCUCUGUGUUCUGGUCCUUCAUUCACUGCCGUCCAGACGCCUGUCAAACGUAUUUCCACAAAGAGCCGCUGCCCCACUCGCUGAAACCUGAUUGGGACUUUUCCACCCCGAUGAGCCCUGAGGAGGCGGAGCUUUGUGAGGCGAUCCACGUGGUGCCGAGCGCCGACUGACCUUCAUGUUCUGAGAUGCUGCUGUUGAGUUCAGGGUUUGAUUUGACCUGCUUUGAUAAACCUCUGCUGAUCCCUGGUUUAAUGAACGUCAGCUGAUCUUUAGGAGGCUCGUUAGAAACGUCUGUUCUCAGUCAGGUGACAAAGCUGCAGAGGACAAACGAGUGAUGACCUCAGCUUCUCCUCACACUGUGAAUCUUCUGACCCGGAGAAGUACGUAACGCACACACCACCAACUAACACAUACUGCAGCCAGCCACCAGGGGGCGAUCCAGCUUGAAUGAAGAACAAAGACAUGUUCAUCCUUUUUUUAUACAUUGCAGGUAACUUGAGUUUUGGAGUUUUUAUAAAUGUAAUUUUCAAAUGAACAUCUGUUUACAUUAUUUAUUAAAAAUGUUUUUUCU